Zonotrichia albicollis (white-throated sparrow) is the source of this 1486-nucleotide messenger RNA. RefSeq names its product integrin binding sialoprotein (gene IBSP). Gene Ontology annotation, cellular component: extracellular region. The record is from RefSeq and is a predicted model, not a curated record. Gene Ontology annotation, biological process: cell adhesion; ossification; extracellular matrix organization. NCBI's taxonomy places the organism in Eukaryota, Metazoa, Chordata, Aves, Passeriformes, Passerellidae.
GGAGCUGUGGAAGGGCGGCUACAGUGGGCAGUGCUCCCAGCUGCUCCUGUUGCAUCUCCAGUGGGGCUUGGCUUUCUCCCCUCCCUUAAGGGCAAUGGGCAAACAGGAAUAAGUCAUCCUUCUCCAGGAAAGCUUUGAGUUCACUACAUGGGGAAACUUGCUUUUCUGGUAUAUUGUGGCUUCUAGAAAAAACAAAAUGUAUUAAUGGAAGUUGAGGCAGAUCUUUAAAAAAAAAAGAAGAAAAAGAAAGAAUUGGCUCUAUGGAGGGAUUGGGUGACCUCACCAAGGAAGGCUGGAAGUCAGCCUUUCUUCUCCCCAGUCACCCACGUGGACACCGACACGUGGAUGGUUUGGAGUGGUGCUGGUGCUUUCUAGCUGAAAUGCAAGCCCUCAGUGUGUUUCAGUGUUCCUAGAGACAGCAGCCAUGAGGAGUGUCCUGGUGUUUGUCUGCCUGGUGGGAAUGGCGUGCACCUUCUCGGUCAAGAGCUGGCUGCGGCAACCCAAGCUGGAUGACUCAGAAGAGAAUGCGGUUUUCAAGAGCCGGCACCGGCAUUACCUGUACAGAUACAUCUACGUGUAUCCCCCGCAGCGACGGUACCAGGGCAGUGACUCAUCUGAGGAAGAGGGGGAUGGCUCGGAGGAGGAGGAAGAGGGGGGGCCAUUUUAUGCUGGAACCAAGGCAGCUGGACACCCAGCUGGAGCAGCCCCUGAGGACUGCCAAGCUGCACUGGGAGGAGACAUCCCAUCCCCCCAGCAGGGCAAGGACUGCCAAAGGAUCAGGCAGAGAACUGCCAGCAAGGGGGAAGACUCUGAAAAUGAAGACAGUGAUGAGAAUGAGGAGGAAGAGGAGGAAGAAGAAGUAGAUGAGAAUGAGAAUGGUGUCAACGGCACAAGCACCAAUACCACAGAGAGUAUUGGACCUCAUGGCAAUGGCACUGUGGUGGCUGAGGAGGGCACUGGUGAAGCUGAGGAAGAGGAGGAAGAGGAGGAGGAAGAAGAAGAGGAAGAAGAGGAGGAGGAAGAAGCUGAAGCUACCACCAUUGCAAGCACCACCAACGAAGAGGGUCUGAUACAGGCGACCACUAUGGAUGAUGUGGGACCCACAGAGGUCACCACAGAUGCCACCACAGAUGCCACCACAGCUGGGGAGCUGUGGGAGUAUGAUGUGACAGCCAGGGACCACAGCCGGGGGGAUGAGGGCACCACUGAGGGUGGGUACGAGGAACAGGAUGAGUACGCACGUGGGGACAGCUACCGCGCCUAUGAGGAUGAGUAUGGCUACUACAAAGGGCACGGGUACGACGUGUACGGCCAGGAUUACUACUACAGCCAGUGAGCACAGCCCUGGUGCUGUCCCUGUCAGCCCCAGCCACUCAGGAAGGUGCAUUCCAAGGCUCCCUGGAGCCACCCCAUGCCAGAGGGGAUGCCAGGCAGCUUGUCAUGCACAGGCUGCAUCCCUGGCUCCAUCCCAGGCUUUUUUUUUUGU